Messenger RNA from Psylliodes chrysocephalus, 2415 nucleotides. NCBI's taxonomy places the organism in Eukaryota, Metazoa, Arthropoda, Insecta, Coleoptera, Chrysomelidae. The record is from the annotation of a GenBank genome assembly.
AACUUUUUUUUUCAGGUGGAAAUGACAGGAAGUAGUAUAUUUGAUUACAUCCACCAUCAAGAUCACUCGGAAAUCGCCGAACAGUUAGGAUUAGGUCUUUCACAAAACCAAAGUCUGGCAUCGCCGGAAAGUGGCUCGGAAGAGAGCACUUCAACGGCAGGAACAAAUAAUCCCGACGUAUCCACGUCGAUGACGUUAGGAGCAAAUCCACCAUACAAAGGGCUCGAUCGAGCGUUUUGUGUUAGAAUGAAAUCAACUUUAACAAAAAGAGGCUGUCAUUUUAAAUCUUCGGGUUAUAGGGUUGUUUUAAUAUUAAGCCGGUUAAGGCCGCAGUAUACCUUCUCGCACACACGAAAAUCGCAACCACCGUUAUUAGGAAUGGUGGCGCUCGCCAUAGCUCUUCCACCGCCUAGCGUACAUGAAAUUAGGUUAGAAUCCGAUAUGUUCGUUACUAGGAUAAAUUUCGAUUUCAAAAUAGCUCAUUGUGAACCGAAAGUGAUAGAUCUCUUAGAUUAUACGGCAGAAGAACUGACCGGCAGGAAUCUAUAUUCUUUGUGCCAUGGAGAAGAUGCUGCCAAAUUAAGAAAAUGUCAUGUCGAUUUAAUAAAUAAAGGCCAAGUUCUAACACACUACUAUAGGAUAAUGAAUAAAACUGGAGGAUAUACUUGGAUUCAGACGUGCGCCACUGUGGUGUGCAACUCAAAAAAUGCAGAGGAACAAAAUAUUAUUUGUGUGAAUUAUGUGAUAAGUCGCCGGGAGUACGAGUCAGUGGUGAUGGACUGUUGCCAACUAGACGACCCGAACCACGUAGUAAAGAGGGAGGAGGCGGGCAACAAUGACCCUGAGAACGGAUCACCAGACGCCGAACGUGGAGAUGACCUGAAUGGCGGAGGCCUAUCCAAUCCACCCCAAGAUUCGAGCCAAGAGUUGGAGGAUGUCACCUGCGAGGGGAAUCCCACCGACACCGAGACUACAGCUGCGCAAGAACCAGGGGAUCUACGGACUCAUCGGAUGGAUCUGGUAACGCAGCUUCAAGCGACACCCAUCGUCAGCAAGGACCAUCGAAAGUCCUACCCAGCUCGGAGAACUUCCAAGAGGAAAAACACGUCGUCGGAUGAGAACGAAGAGGACGAAGUAUCAGCGACUCAUCGAAAUUCAGCGAUAAGCCCGGCUUCUUCUUGCCAUUCCACCAACGGUGCCCAUCCAUUGGCUACGGACUCCAGCGAGACCAGUCCCAAGAAGCUAGAAGACUCAGUCAGCAGUGUAACAUCGGUGAAAGAUUUGGAGAAUGCAAUGUCGAAACAUCUGCCGGCUUGCAAGUCUCCAAUUCACCAACCAACCGAUUUCAGCACAGAUGCUCUUCUGAAACAACAGCAGAAAACCACUAUCCAGUGGAUCGGGGCUCACCACCAACAAUUACAGCAGCAAGGACCUCUACCGGCUUCAGCUCUUUUAAGACAACUGUACGCUAAUAGGGAAAGUGUUAUUCGGGCUAAUGUGCAGGGUAGUAGUAGAUCUGGUAGUUCUCCCGGUUACUACCCUAAUGACAGCCAAGUAGGGGUAGGGGCACUACCAACGCCUCCUAGUAGCGAGGGGUCUUCGUCUUAUAGUGAUCAUCAGUUUUUGUUGUCACAACACCAGAACUAUCCUACUAGUUACUAUAUGGACUAUCACUCCAUGACUCCCCCUUCGAGUGUAUCUCCCCGUGAUAAACAUCAACAGUUACAUGGAGGUGUUGCUUUUGACUCUGCGGUUCCAUACCAGGAUGUCUUAAGGCAUCAAUACCCCGAUAGUCCUCUACCUCUAAAACCCCAAGUGUAUUCGUAUGUAGAUCAACCUCAGUUUUAUCACCACGGUUCAACAGGAACGGGGUUUCAUUUGUAUCAUUCCAGUAAAAAUACCCCAGGUACUCCCUCGAAUUGGUACCCCCCAUCAUAGUAAAAUGAGCGUACUUUUCUGGACAAUUAUUUAUCAGUUCUUCAGCGCGAUAUGCUAACUUUUGUUUAAAAUGCUUGAGUUGUUCCGUACUUUUCAGAUGCAAAGUAGUGAAAGAUUUUAACACUAUAGUGUGUCUUCAACUAUUUUUAAACCAAAGAAAAUAAUACAAAAUAACAUGAACAAACUGUAGUUGGACUUAUUUAAUAACAAUUUAUUGCAAAUAUUGUAGUAUAUCGAGUAUAUCUAGUACCUAUUAUGUUAAUAAGAAUGUAAAUAUUAUGAUUACAUGUUAUUUAGUAUUAUUCAACCUGAAGUGUCAUUGUCCGCAUUUUAUAUAUUUUCUCAUUUUGUCAUUGUUGCAACUCGAUAUAUUGGUUUAAACUGAUUUGUUCGUUUCUGUAUACUGAUCUAAUAUGAGCAGCAUUCUCUCGUAGGUACAAAACUUGUAAAUAUAUUUUUGUUAAAUUAAUGUUAUAU